AUGUCUUCUUAUAUGCUUAAAGUGUUGUUCACUGUUCUUGCACUACUCACAGUGUCGGCUAUGUUAGCUGUGAAAGUGAUUCUGGAAACAAAACGAGAUCUGCAUCCUAUUGCCCUGGCUGAACAGGCAAAUAUCACAUCAACAAGAAAGGAAAGAGAGACUGCAGUGUAUCGUAACUUCACCGUCCCGCCCGGUUUUCCACUGACCACGGGAAUGGGUCUCAGUCUGGGCUACAGGCUUCGAAACGGGAACUUCGGCGAUCUGUGGUCGAGUAUCAUGGACCUUUCUUCCGAAAACUACGUCGAGCUACAAGGUCGCAAGCAUCCGCUAGCUACCAUAAAUGGCGAAGCUAAACAACUCGUGAAAAGCUUACAACAGGAGUCGUCAGAACCCAAACGCCUGGGCAUUUGCGUCCCAGUUUUUGGACGUCCUGGAUUUGUUCUAGUCAUUGCUGGCCUGAUGGGGUCCCUCCAAGAGUUUAUUCCAUUCUUUUUGCCCAGCGUACCUCGUUCCAAACAAGACCUGCAGAUUCUGGCAAUAGAGUCGUGGGAAACUUUCCGCCAGAUGAACGGCAGCCACGAAUGGUACCAGAAAGUGAUAGUGUGCGAUUCUAAAAAAUUCGAAGCUCCUAGCUCCAUACCAGAGAACAUUGUGACCUUGGAGGAGCUAUUAGCCGACGCGGAAGAUGAUCGUACGUUUAAAUACACCCCUCCUCAAGACAAUAGCGACGACUUGAAAGUCAUGGCUAUUAACGUCUCGCCAUUUGGAACGGCCAACAGUUUCACUCAUAUGGCCUUGGUCAGCAGCGUUGCAGCUUUUAUCAAGUCGUUCCCCCUGCAUAACGAAUUGAGCUCCCACGAUCACCUCAGCAUCAUUCUAGAGGAUGACUCGGUGCUUCAAGAUGCCAUUCAGAUUCUACCCAAGCUGCUGGCUACGCUACUACAUGGGGGUUCAGCCUCCCUUACAUCUUCGCAUAGCUUCAACACGCUAGAAAAAUGCAUGAGCAGAAACACCACUCUCCUUCAAAUACCAGAGAACUGCUCGCUCCUCGACUCACAGCUCAACUUCCCCUUGACCGUGAUACAAAAAGCUCGACUUGCAUUGGCCUCAAACUUUCUGAGUGAAGGCGUCUUCACAUCGACCGCACUUAUGUCCCCAGCGUUCGAAAAGCUGAGGUGCGUUUACCUCGCAAGCAAGGUGAAGAACGUUCGUGCUGUAGCACUUAUGGACUUAACCGUAGCUAAACCAACACAAGAGUCGAAAAAGAGGGCACGCUCGACAGAAUUUUUGAAUCGUAUGCGCGCCUUAUUGGGCUGUAGGGCGGUGGUUGAGCUUUAUUGCCCGUUCGUUGUUCUAGGGCCCGUUGCAAGUACGAAUUUCUUUGACUACAGAGUUUUCCCACAGCAAGUGGAUGGCAAAUUCACUAACUGCGGACCAGUUUGCACGUCGCUGGAAGCUAAGCUUGUAGAGGACGACAAUAGUCAGGACUAUGACAUCUUAAAGCGCCAAGGCAUGCUGUGCAUAAGAGGCUUUACCAUUGGAAAACCUGUAGAAUCUGCACAUCAAAAGAAAGCGCUGGAGGUUGUUGAAAAAUUCGACGGCGGAGAAGGCUGGAUGCCCAUGCUCGGAGUCUUCUGCUUGUGGGGAAAGGAUGGCUGUCUUUAUGAGUAUAAAUAG
This is a messenger RNA of Lachancea meyersii CBS 8951, 1677 nucleotides long. Lineage: Eukaryota; Fungi; Ascomycota; Saccharomycetes; Saccharomycetales; Saccharomycetaceae. The record is from the annotation of a GenBank genome assembly.